This is a messenger RNA of Adelges cooleyi (spruce gall adelgid), 1911 nucleotides long. RefSeq lists its product as uncharacterized. The transcript is spliced from 2 exons. Lineage: Eukaryota; Metazoa; Arthropoda; Insecta; Hemiptera; Adelgidae. The record is from RefSeq and is a predicted model, not a curated record. Bases 245 to 1843 code for a protein of 532 amino acids.
UCACAUACCUUUAGUUGUUUUGUUAGUGUGUACACAGGUACCCCGAUUUCAUAAAAUUAAAAAUAUUUUCAUUAAACUACAGAAAAACACAUAAGCUAUUCAAUAAGAAAGUUCAGUCUAAUGCGUUAAAACGUAUCCAAUGUUCUUCAGUUUAUAAGUUAUUAUUUUUCCAUCUUUUUCAGAUACAUUACAACAUAAACGCAUUACAAGAAUAAUUAAAUAACUAGUGUCUUGAUUGUUCGUAAUGGCAGCAAGUCCGUGUCUUAUCAUUUUAACGGUCAAAUUGGUUAUCCAAUUGACGACUGUGACGUCAAGUCCAUUAACCAACAUGCUUGUACUUAGACCUAUCGACGACGAAAUAAGAAAUGCAGUAGACGAGUUGGACCUCCGUGACAAAACAAAGGAUACGUUAUUGGAACAAUACAUCAAUGUCGGAAGUUAUUCAAACGAUUUCAUUGAACUGCUGAACACUUACAACACGUUCAAGGACUCUCCCAUCAUCUUUACUGAAGAUGAAAAAAGAAUAUUGACUACCAGCAACACAGAAGAUUCACUAAACGAUAAAGUACUCGCUCAAUUGAAAUACUAUCGCAAGAUUCAAGAAAUUCAGUGCGCCGACUAUUUGAUACUGCAGUACAUCUUAUAUGGUACUGAACCGAAUAUAGAAGAAAUUGCUAAGUAUGUAUACAAUAUGAUAGCGAUGGCUUACAAAGGUAAAGUCGUUGCAUUCAAAUGGCUUUGGGAAUUGUAUAUCAACCUUUUGUCACCAACCACGGACGACGGCAAACAACCAUUAAAUAUGAUGAUGCAAGAUUUUGAAAACUUUCAAAAACCUUUAGCCGAUUUGAUAGAAAUGUGUGUGGAACAUAAAUAUAUAACAGUCAAAUAUAAUGAUCAACAAAACCAUGAUCGUAGAAAAAGUACGCCACAUUUGAAAAAUAAACUUGUGGGAUAUUUAAAAUUAAACAUUAAAAAAUAUAGACACUAUGAACCGAUGUUGGAAGAAUCAAGUAGUAGGCCAAAUUUGAUCGUUAAUACUGAGGAAACUUGGAAAUUGAACUACGAAAAACAUGAACUCUUUAAAAAAAAUUCACCUGCAUUGCCUCUCAGUUUCGAUCAUUUAUCCUUAAAAUGUGUAUGGGAGUAUACGCCGUUUUUGAUUGAUCCAAUACCGAACGUAACUAUUGACUGGACUGCGAUAGAAAAAACGUACGCAUUUGAUCUUCAAACGGUUCAAACGUGUGGUUUCACUAACUGGAAAAAGUAUCCGUUUGAAUAUAUUCGUUUUCAAAAAUCGUUUAGAGAUAUCAUAAUGAUAAAACUAUAUUGUUAUAUUUAUGUGCUUAUAUCUGUAUACAACCCGUCUGAUUAUAUAUUUAAUGGUUAUCUUAAGUCCCUGAUUGUGGACAUGCUUAAGUUCAGUUACAUCGAAGACAAAACAUUAAACAAUGUCAUAACGUUGUAUAAUAAAUUCGGUAAAUUAGAUGAUUCUAAUGAAAAUGAUAUAAGAAUCAAAAUAAUUAGCAAAGAGCAGAUUGAUGAAGUUUUGAAAAUAAUAACAGAUGAAGUAAAUAAGAUUUUGUCAAAUUUAAUUAUAGGGUAUACUAAUAAAACUAAAUUGGCCGACCUUUCAGACAUUAAAACACCGUCAUGUUCUCAUUUUGAAGUCCUACUUAAUAGACAAUCUGAUGAUUCAAAAUAUUUAUUAAUGAAAAUUGAUAAUCACCUUACAGAAUUUAAUCGAUGGUUCGAAAGAGGUUUAGACGGAUUAACAUUGGAUGUUUUAUCGUUCUUUAUUGACGCAAGUAAAAAUACAUACCUUAGUGUAUUCCCUGAAAAUUGAUUCAAAUGCAUCUAAUACGAAUAUAAAAAAUAAUAAUUAUACAUACGAUUGUUACUAAUAUUAUAAUA